AAAUCCUGGGGCCGAACGUAACCUGGGCCCCUGUGUAACCUUGGUCCCGGUGUAACCUGGGUACAAUUGUACUCUGAAUGUCACCCGGCCGUUCCAACUCAUAGAUGGCCUUGGUUCCGGUUCCAACGUUCCAGACUGAGACCACGGUAUAUAGAGAACUGACUGAGACAAGCAAGUUCGCUGUGCUGUAUUGAUGUAUACCGUGUGACAGAGUUUGUCAGACUAGUACAUGAAUGUGUCAAUUUUUAUUUUUCCCAAAAUGUGCCGUGGCCUUAAUUGUUUUCUUCCAAGUACUCACAAGACCUUGCACCUAGAGCGUAUGAGCAUAAACUGAAAUUGAAAUGCUUCUGCAUACUGGCUGUCAUAUCAUCCAGCUUACUGACCGCAAACCUACAUCUGGCGACCAGAGCGAUCACCUGAUCCCACAUCAGCACCAGGCGCCGAGAGGGCGAUUGGUGACCCUGCACCAGUGACUGUCUGACUCUACCUCACUGCCGGACGAGCGGGGACCGCCGCCAUGCCGUCACUGGACGUACAGGCGUGCCGGGACCGCAGCGGCGAGUUCUCGGCCGUCGUCCGGGCGCUGCGCGAGCGGCAGCAGGCCGCCCCCGCCCCCGCCGCCGCCGCCGCCGCCCGGCCGGCCGCCCUGAGCCGGCACAAGGAGUUCAUGGCCGUGGCGAAACUGAUCGGCCGCGACAUAUCGCAGACCUACUCCAAACUGGAGAAGCUGACACUGUUGGCGAAGCGCCGGUCGCUAUACGAGGACCGACCUAUGGAGAUCGAAGAACUGACGCACAUCAUCAAACAGGACAUGGGCAGCCUGAACAAGCAGAUUCUGCAGCUGCAGCAGCUCAGCCGCAGCCCGGACGGCGGCAGGAGCGUGCAGAGCUUCUCCAGCAACGUGGUGGUGACGCUGCAGCAGAAGCUGGCCAACAUGUCGUCACAGUUCAAGGGCGUGCUCGAGGUCCGGACAGAGAACCUGCGCCGGCAGCGGAGCCGUCGCGAGCAGUUCUCGCGGGGUGGCGUGUCGUCCAACCUGCCGCCGUCGGCACUCAGCGGCUUUCACCAGGGCUCCGUGCUGCUGGCGGACGAGGCAGCCGCGCGCGGAGACACCGUCCUGGAGCUGGGCGCGGCCGGACAGCAGCAGGGACAGAUGCUGCUCAUGGAGGAACAGGACACCUACUACCAGGCGCGCUCGGAGACCAUGAAGAACAUCGAGUCGACGGUGGUGGAGCUGGGUGCCAUCUUCCAGCAGCUGGCGCAUAUGGUCCACGAGCAAGAGGAAAUGGUCCAAAGAAUCGACGCCAACGUGGAAGAUACCUCAAUGAACGUGGAGGCCGCUCACUCGGAGAUCCUGAAGUACUUCCAGUCGGUCUCCUCCAACCGCUGGCUCAUGGUGAAGGUGUUCGGCGUGCUGAUCGUCUUCUUCAUCGUGUUCGUCAUGUUCCUGACGUAGCGGCACGGUCGGCGGUGCUAGGAUGAGGUGGUGUGUGCUGUGUGUGGAUGCGGAUGGGUGAGUACUGUGAAGAUGAGAUGGGCCAUUGUGUUAUAUUCUAUUUAUGUCGAUCGAGAUUCGAGAGACCAGCCGUGUGCACGGCUCGAUAUGAUGUGUGAUAGGGGAUGUUUUCGCUCGGUACAAAUGCUCUUAGUUGAUAUCGUUGGUUAUGUUAUCAGGGUUGUGUUCGACGACCCAAACUUGCGAUCAAACUACGACGUUGUUCGACCGUCACCGCCAUCCUGCGAUUAUGGGAUACAUCUGUCAUAUUGACUUGGAGGACUGGGAUAGGCCGCACGGCGUAUUCACCUCUGUCUAGUUCUAUCCAGUAUCCUCCGUCCGGAUUCCCGCCACCCCCUGUGGCCGGCCUGGACCGUGGUGGCUGGUUCCAGCCGGUAAGAGAGGACCUCUGGUAGUCUACAGGCGCCUCUGAGCUGGCCAGACUGCGGGCGGCACGGGACGCUGGGGUGUGAUCACCGUAGGGGGCGCCAGCUGCGGGUAGGAUGGGGAGCGAGCCUAGUUUGAGCUGGACAGAGCCACUUCCAGUCGGGUCUGAUAGAUAACGAAAGGUUGGCUCCAUUUGAUUUCAUCCCGUUGCGCAAAAUAUUGCGUUUUCCUUGAGUUCUAGCCCAAACUUUGGUGGAUUAUCCUUAUCUUCAGAUUAUUCACUUACCGGGUUCUACAUAGUUCCAGUGGUGGGGAGUAGUUCAUGUAUGGAACGCAAAGCAUAUCGUGAUCUAUAUUAAUUGUAGGUACAUGAUGUGAAAUAUGAUAUUUUUAUAUAAGAGAAAAUAAUGAGAAUGCAGUGCGGUCAAUGCCAGUUUCUGUUUUUGCUGGUGCGGAUGUUUUAGGGAUUAUUUUAUGCACCUCCUUAAACACAUGCACCAUGUCUGUCCAUCUGUCCACUCGAAAUAAGUUUGCACCCUACCACUCAUAACCCGCCGUGGGGCGAUAGAUGCAUGUCGACUUGUGAUUCAUCAAAACGAUUGUCUCGCGAAUCGCGAUACGAUAACACUGUCCUGAGGAAAUACACCUUUUUGCAUUUGAA
This is a messenger RNA of Amphibalanus amphitrite, 2543 nucleotides long. RefSeq names its product syntaxin-5-like. Lineage: Eukaryota; Metazoa; Arthropoda; Thecostraca; Balanomorpha; Balanidae. Bases 518 to 1456 code for a protein of 312 amino acids. The record is from RefSeq and is a predicted model, not a curated record. Gene Ontology annotation, cellular component: SNARE complex; endomembrane system; Golgi membrane. The transcript is spliced from 6 exons. Gene Ontology annotation, biological process: intracellular protein transport; endoplasmic reticulum to Golgi vesicle-mediated transport; vesicle fusion. Gene Ontology annotation, molecular function: SNARE binding; SNAP receptor activity.